ACUCGUAAUGUAUCCAUACAAAGAACAAGCGCGGUAGGAGCCCUUUCGUCCGAAACGGUCGGUCUAUCGGUUCUGACGUCAUUACUUCCGCACCCCCCUCUUACUCACCUCAACACCACUACCCCCCCUCCCUCCCUCCCUCUCUCUCUCUCUCUCUCACUCGCCGACUCUAUACACAGAUCCAACAUGGAGUGAGCGCGGAGCGGCGAUGGGGCUCGCGCGGGGCCGUCCUCACCGAGAGCAACUCGCGACUGCAGCCGCCACCGCCGCGUUGUCGCCUCCGCCGCCGCGCGCGCGCUCACCGCAGACCGAAACCUCCUGCGUCCACGAGACCAUCGGGUCGGAUUCUACACUGUCGCGCGCUGGUUAAAGUCUGCAAGACGAAAAAAAAAAAAAAAAACCAAAACAAACAUAAAGAAAGAAAGGAGACGAUUGCUGCUGUAAUUUAUACAGCUUAAAGAAAAGAAAAGGGGAAAAAAAAGGGAGACCGGGAUCGGUGUGAGACAAAAUGGAGCCUACUGGACGCUGGUGCGCGCGCGCUCGGGGAUGUUAUUACCAUUAUCAUGAUGAUGAUUAUUAUUAUUACUGUAGGUGAAACGAGGGGGAUACAAUGACCGAGGAAUCGCAGCCAGACGAUGACGACUACCUGGUGCGCGUGAAGGCGGUGGUGAUGACGAGAGACGACUCGAGUGGUGGUUGGCUGGCUCAGGAAGGAGGCGGGCUCAGCCGGGUGGGCGUGUGUAAGGUGGCUCCAGGCGAUCUGGAUCUCCUGGGCCGCAACGGGUUUCUUAUCUAUGGAGAGAGACUCCGGGACAAGCAGGUGAUCCUCAAGUGCUUCCUGAAGAAGGACCUGAUCUACACUAAAGCCACUCCAACGUUCCAUCACUGGCGGGUGGACAACAAGAAGUGCGGCCUGACGUUCCAGAGUCCGGCGGACGCCCGUGCCUUCGACCGUGGCGUCAGGAAGGCCAUCGAGGACCUGACGGAUGGGUCCACCACGUCUUCGUCUACGCUACAGAAUGAGACGGAACUGGGAGACGACGAUGUCUUUACGACUGCCACAGACAGCUCGUCUAACUCGUCGCAGAAGAGGGACUCAUCACUGCAGACGCUUGCACCGAUCAGCUUCUGUGAAUCACAUCACCACCAGUGCAUUCUGGGACAUCUCUACAACCAGCACAGGCACUCCGACCAUUACUUCCUGGACCAGGCGGUGCCGAUGUUCCCCCACGUUCCUGUGAACUUCCUCGAGGAAGAGGAAGAGCUUGUGCGCAUAAAUCCACGUGAGCGCGUCUGGCUAACGGGCUACGAGGACUACCGUCACGCCACCACGGCCGCCCACAAACUCCUGCACCCGGAACCUACGGACUCUUACGUCUCCUUCACCAAGAAUGAAGCGCCCAAACACGACUACACGUACUCGUACCCGCACCGGCUCUCUGGAGACGACAGUAAAUCGGGCAUCAGUGGCGGCGUGGUGGCGUGUCAGCCGCGGACCCCGUGGCGCGCGGACGAUGAGCGCGUACGCUGCGUGUACUGCCAGGACGUGUUCAGCCCGGCACAAAACCGGCGCGGGCAGUGCCAAGAAGCGCCCGACCCUGUGGUGGUGCUCAUACGGCGCGUGAGCUUCAUGUGGUGUGCCGACAGCCUGUUGUACCACUGCAUGGCUGACGCCGAGGGCGAGUACACCGAGCCGUGCUCGUGCGACCCCAGUGACGGGCGACUCGUCCUGCGCUGGCUUGCGCUGCUCGGCCUGUCGCUCAUCGCACCCUGCAUGUGCUGCUACGCACCGCUGCGUGCCUGCCAUCGCUGUGCCGUCGCGUGUCACUGCUGCGGUGCCCGACACCAAGCCGCCGGCUGACACGGACGAGGAAACAGAGGAAUAUGGAAACGACAGGCAGAUGGCGACUUAUUUUUAUUUUUUUUGCUUUUGUCUGGAUGUUUUUAUCAGUUAUUUUUGGUGUCAUUCUUUUUCUAUGCCAUAAACAGUAAAUUCAUUUAUAUAGUCAUUUAUAUAUGAUAAAGUGUAUAUAUACACCUGGCUAACGGGCUAUAUAUUAAAUCUAUAUAGAUAAAUAUAUAUAUAUAUUUAAAAUUAUAUAUGUAAAUCCGGGUACUUUUAUGUUGUUUUUGUUUUUUUACAAUACUCUGGAUUACGUAUGUUUGUUUUGUUUCUGUGUUUACCUUCUGUUCCGUCGCCAUGGCCUUCCAGUCCAAGGUGGAGCUCUCCCUCCUAUCUGAGGCACUUAAACUCAUAUGUGAACGUCCAACCUGUCCAAAAGGACGAACUCGAAUGUGUGCUGUCCGUGAUGAAAUGGAGACAAAAGUGGAAAUUAUUUUUUUGCUGAAGCCAAAACGAUAUAAGCUGCCGAGUGUGUGUGUGUACGGCCAAACGUGCCACAGUGAAGUACAACUGUGAUAGAAGUGUGUGUGUGUGUGUGUGUGUGUGUGUGUGUGUGUGUGAGAAUGAAACCUCUGGAAUGAUCUGGAUUUCUCUAUGAGUGGGGCUGUCUCGAUAAUACUUACUUAAGACAAUCUUAUUUAACAAACACUAUACAUUGCUGUAGCAUUUUUAUUUUUACGCUUAGGUCCAUAAGUAUCGGAACAGCGAGACUGUUGUUUUUUUUUUUUUUUGCGUAGUUUUGACUCUUUGCAUCACCAAAACGUUUUUAAAACGAAGAUGUGAUUGACGUGUGGACUUUCAGCCUAAAUUAAAAAUAUUGUAUUAAUAACAAUUUUUUUAAAAUUAUUUUCGCAAGCUCAAAAGUAAUUGUACAACUGACUGAGAAGAUGCUUGAUGGCCAGGUGUGAUCUGUUUCUUACUUAUUUAAUGACAGAUAAAGAUGAUAAAAGAUUUGAAAAGUGUUGGAUUUGCAUUUGGUAGCAGUUCAUGGGAACUAUGACGAUCUGAACGAUAUACGGUCCAAAGAUGUGUCGAUGCUGAACUGAAGGAAGUCAUAAUAAGGCUGGAUAAACCAAACAGACCAAAAUCAGCGAGAAAGCAGAAACUUUAUGAGGCAGCCUAAUCGACAAUUCGGUACAUUCUUAAAAAGAAGAAAUGCAAUGGCGAGCUCGGUCGACAGCAAAAGGCCUUGAAAACCAGAAGAGAGAACUACAGUGGAUGAUCGUAGAAUUCUUUCCUUGAUGAAGAAAAAACAUUUCAUAACAUCGAUCCAAGUCAAAAACACUAAAGGCGGGGGAGGGGGGCGAAUCAGUGUCAAAGUCUACAAUCAAGAGACGUCUUCAUGAAUGAACGACAAGAAUAGGAUGGACCUUGUUUAAAAGCCUGCUUAAAAGUUUUUAAAGAAAAUUAUGGAAACAGAAGAAUAUGGAGAAGAAAAGGAAGGGCUCAUGUUCUAAAGCACACCACAUCAGCAUUAAACGUGUCAGGACAUGGGUGUAUAUGGCUGCUAAUGGAACCUGGUCACUGAUGUUUAUUGAUGAUGUGAGUGCUGAUAGACGUGUGAAGUGUAUAAAACUCUAAUUUCUGCUCAGAUUCUGUGAAACACUGUGAAAACUGAUAGAACAGUACGUCACAGUAUAUAUCGAGAAUGAAAACGUCCAAAACGUAACAGUGAAAGCAUCCCAAGAGCUUCUUAACGCGAAGAAAUGGAGUGGUGUUAAAAAAGACACCCCACCUCAUAGAGUCUGUUACCUGAGCUCAACCUAACGCAACUUACUGCAGACAUAACAAAGGGCAGAAAGACAAACAAACAAGUAGCAAAUGAUAUAAAAUAAUCCUAAUGUUUAUAAUUAUGCUAGUUUUUCCCGCGUUAGUUGUUACCUUUGAGCCUGUGACAAUAGGGGGCGGACUGGGUAAUAAAUGCAUGUAAUUCCUACACGGUUAUUUGUUUUAAACCCUGUCAAAUACUUAUGGACCUCACAAGUUCGUUAAUUCCGGAAACAUUCCCAGAACAUUCCAGUAACGUUUGUGUACGUACAUGAGUGUAACUAUGGUGCAUCAUGGUAACAUUUCUGCUCUACGAUGUACUGAUAGUUUUUUGCUUUCAUAACUUUUUUGUUAGGUCAGACAAAAACAACUAGGGAAGUUAUAUGUUUUAAAGGGAUUUAUUGUUUUUUUUUAAGUCAUAAUUGAGGCGAAUACACUGUAAGUACAUUACAAUACGUUACACGGACCAGGAACUUUGUCACCUGGAACUUGAGUUGAGUGUACGCAAUAGAAGACGAAUUCUACAACCCUCGUUCCAUGCAAAAAUGCAUUCCAAAUUCCAAACGUACUAAAUCAAGCUGGUAUCUUUAAAAGUUAUGCAGUAGUAAAAGUAGUUUAAAAGCAGUAUUUCAUACAAAUUUAACUCUUUUCUUUCUUCGUAUGGCUAGUCCUGGUUAGCAAUACGGCAAGUUCCACGGAAAGAAAAGAGCUGUGUUGGAUUUGACCCCUAAUCACGUACAUUGUCCUGGUGUUACUGCUGAGAAACUCAACAGUCGGUGAUGCUGUAACCUCUCGCAGCCAGAGAUCUAGACAGAGCUGAUUGGCCGAGCUCUCUCAGAGCGGAGGUAUGAGAGGAACUUUGUGCUCCCACAAUAAUCACGGCUCUACAGCCAAUCAGGGGCAUCUGCGAGCUCACGCAAGCAGAAGGAGCGGAUAGCGCUGUCCUCCGAGUGUUGGGGUGCGUAAGCAAACAGUUCAGAAAGAUGCUGUCAGCUGGAGUCACGUGGUUCGGAGGAAACACAUGAUAAUCUACAGCCCUGCUGAAUGAGUGGUAGUAGUAGCAGUCUUAAAGUGGAGCCCCCUAGUGACGGGGAGGAAUUGGAUACGACGAACAUCGGGGAAAAAAAACAAAAAAUAAUAGUUUUUUUUUUUUUUAAAGACCUAGUGUAAUGUACAUAUAAGCACCUUAAUUUUGAUUUUAAAAAACCCGAACUAUCCCAUUAAUUACAUGUUCUCGGACCUGAUUCCACACCACACCUCCCAUCGAGCUUUCUUCGUACUAGUUCUUUACAUUUUAUUUAGAUUUGAAUAAGAUCGAUCGAACAUUCAAACCUUAAAUAUGUUUCUUGUAAGACGUUCAAGUUUACGGUGAAGCUAAACCUAUGCAUGACGCCAUUUUAUAAAAAUGGUUUGUUUGUCGCCUACCGAGUCGAGACGGACGAAUCCGAUUCAUCCAGCAAUCCCCGAAAAAGUCCCAGAGGUUCCGAAUCUCACGAGUGUAUCUGCUCUCUGAAUGUCCAGUUAACAUGCAGCCUACAAUGCUGUCAAACUGUAUCGUAAAUGUCCCUCUGUGUGUGAGCGCGCGAGUGUGUGAGUGAAUGUACAAAGCCGUAUUUACACUGUGUAUAUCUGAAAUCGAGAACCAGCCUCAAAAUUAAUGUAAUUAUCUACAAGAUAAAUAAAAAGCUGUCCUUUUUA
This is a messenger RNA of Clarias gariepinus (North African catfish), 5368 nucleotides long. It is a transcript of the gene spred2a, whose product is annotated as sprouty related EVH1 domain containing 2a. The transcript has 6 exons. The record is from RefSeq and is a predicted model, not a curated record. Gene Ontology annotation, cellular component: membrane. Bases 611 to 1861 code for a protein of 416 amino acids. Gene Ontology annotation, biological process: multicellular organism development; negative regulation of MAPK cascade. Lineage: Eukaryota; Metazoa; Chordata; Actinopteri; Siluriformes; Clariidae. Gene Ontology annotation, molecular function: protein kinase binding.